ACCCAAACCCAAUUACCCACUCUGGAAAAACCCCAAACCGGUUUUCAUUGACCCCGCUUUCUUCAUCAUCUCAGAUCUCUCUCUCUCUUCCUCUUUCUAUAUCUACAUACAAGAAUCUUUCUUCCUUUGUAUGUACAUACAUGUAGAUUAGGGUUUCGUUUGAUAUAUACUCCAGAAAAAUAAACCCCCCAAAAAAAAGUAUCUUCUUCAUUCUUCUUCUGGUUCGGCAAUUAAUGGAGGUCAAGAUCUCCGAAAUUUAACUUCUGGGUUGCUUCAGAUUUCCUGAUUUGUUAGCAGUUUGUGAACUUUUCCUUUCUUUGUUCACAAAAAAAGAGUAGAAAUUGCUAUGACGGUGGGUUCUGAGAGCGCAGCUGAGACUUCACCGACGUCAACGGAGGCGCCGCCGCCGAAGAAAUACGGAGUUACAAUGCCUUUGUCUCUGGCUGGGCCCUCCGAGGCAGAUCUUCAGAGAAGCGCAGCACUCGAAAAGUUCUUGAGGGAUUCAGGGUUGUACGAGAGUGAUGAAGAAACUGCUAAGAGAGAGCAGGUGCUGCGCCAGCUUGAUCAGAUUGUGAAGCUCUGGGUGAAGAAAUUGACCCGUCAGAGAGGUUACUCAGAUCAAAUGGUGGAAGAUGCAAAUGCUGUUAUAUUGACUUUUGGCUCCUACCAGUUAGGGGUUCAUGGGCCGGGAGCUGACAUUGACACAUUGUGCAUUGGGCCAUCUUAUAUUAAUCGAGAUGAAGAUUUUUUCAUUAUUCUGCGUGAUAUUUUAGUUGAAAUGGAAGAAGUUAGUGAACUUCAACCUGUUCCUGAUGCUCAUGUCCCUGUUAUGAAAUUCAAAUUUCAAGGGAUAUCAAUUGACCUUCUUUAUGCAAGUAUCUCUCUACUAGUCGUCCCAGAAGAUUUUGACAUCUCUGAACGCUCUGUGCUGUACAAUGUUGAUGAAGCAACAGUUCGAAGCCUCAAUGGGUGCAGGGUUGCUGAUCAAAUUCUGAAACUUGUUCCAAAUGCCGAGCACUUCCGAACAACACUUAAAUGUUUGAAAUUUUGGGCAAAAAGGCGUGGCGUCUAUUCAAAUGUCACUGGAUUUCUUGGUGGUGUAAAUUGGGCCCUUUUGGUUGCCCGUGUUUGCCAGUUUUAUCCCAAUGCAAUACCUAGUAUGCUGGUUUCACGGUUCUUUAGAGUCUAUACACAAUGGCGCUGGCCAAAUCCUGUGAUGUUAUGCCCUAUAGAGGAGGCUGACCUUGGGUUUCUAGUUUGGGAUCCUCGCAAGAAUCCCAAAGAUCGAACUCAUCAUAUGCCAAUAAUUACUCCUGCGUACCCUUGCAUGAAUUCUAGUUACAAUGUUUCACCAAGUACUCUUCGUGUUAUGAUGGACCAGUUCCAAUUUGGUAACAAGAUUUGUGAGGAGAUCGAGUUGAACAAGGCACAAUGGGGUGCCCUUUUUGAGCCUUAUCUUUUCUUUGAGGUGUACAAAAACUAUCUUCAGGUUGACAUUGUUGCAGCAGAUAAUUAUGAUUUGCUGGCUUGGAAAGGAUGGGUUGAAUCACGGCUUAGACAACUUACACUUAAGAUAGAGCGUGACACAAAUGGAAUGCUGCAAUGCCAUCCUUACCCAAAUGAAUUUGUGGACACAUCUAAGCCAUGCCCGCAUUGCGCAUUUUUCAUGGGCUUGCAGAGGAAGCAAGGAGUGCAAGUGCAAGAAGGACAGCAGUUUGAUAUUCGUGGAACUGUUGAUGAGUUUAAACAAGACGUAAGCAUGUAUUCUUAUUGGAGACCAGGGAUGGAUAUAUAUGUCUCUCAUGUACGUAGAAAGCAAAUUCCUGGUUAUGUCUUUCCUGAGGGAUAUAAGAGACAGCGGCUGUCUAGGAAUCCGACUCAGUGCACUACUACUCCUGAGAAAGAUGCCAAAUGCUGCAAGUCUCCUGAAGACAGGCAUCCAAAGAGGAAGCAUGAAAAUGAAACAGUUGAUGCGAAUUCCAACAGACUUGGGAAGCGGACCUCUGUUAGUCCACAGCGGAUUGGGUCUGCAUCUCCUGCAUCUGCUGGAUUAUCUCCAACAACAGGCAUAUGCAAGGAGUCAAAAGUCGAGCAUUUGAGUACUGGUGAUGUAGCAAGUUGUGUGCCUGGCAGUGUAAAUGAACAAUGGGAAUGUGCUGAAAGUGUACUUGUGUCGAGUUCCAAAAUCCACCUCUCUUGCGAGGGUAAUGUAAGCUUGGGGGAGCAAAUUUCACGGCUAGGGGAUGGAUGCCUAAGUGCAAGCAAUGUACUGGGAAGUGGCUUGCCUGACAAAUCGCAGCCAAAUAAUGCUCUCAAAAGGGUAAUCGAAGCAUCAAGAGACGGGGCAAGUCCAGAACCUUUGCAGGAGCCGGCAAUAAGGCACGUGUUCUUCACGACCUUGCAUUUUACGAUUUGAAAUAUGCUAUUGUUAUUUUUAUACUUUCUUUGCUGGUUUGUUUCUGUGAUUGGUCUGUAGCAGGCUGAGUCUGGAAUCAACAGCGUGAGUGUGGCUGGAGAACGAAUCAAACGAACGAACGAACGAAGCUCAUGAGCAGCAAGCAUGUCUAACGGAAAAGUGUCUACUGAUUAUGCUAGCGGACUAAUCUCCUGUAUAUUGACCUCGACUAUUUCUGCAAGCUCUAUUUUGAAUUGGGAGCCGGGUUCUACAAGAAUGAAGACUAGUGCAUUUCUAUAUGCUGCAAUUUGCAGUGGGAAGAGGCGAAUUAGUUGGUGGUUUUGGAGCCAUGGGUUCUACCUGACUUAUCAUUGAGAAUCUAAUGUCUUUUAUUUUCUUUUUUUUUUUCUUUUUAAGAAAAAGCAAAAAAAAAAAAAAAGGAAAGAAAGAAAAAAAAAAAGAAAAGAA
This is a messenger RNA of Ipomoea triloba (trilobed morning glory), 2863 nucleotides long. Its product is annotated as nuclear poly(A) polymerase 2-like. Gene Ontology annotation, cellular component: nucleus. The transcript has 12 exons. Lineage: Eukaryota; Viridiplantae; Streptophyta; Magnoliopsida; Solanales; Convolvulaceae. Gene Ontology annotation, molecular function: RNA binding; poly(A) RNA polymerase activity. The record is from RefSeq and is a predicted model, not a curated record. Bases 347 to 2416 code for a protein of 689 amino acids.